This is a messenger RNA of Diorhabda carinulata, 3178 nucleotides long. Its product is annotated as mesocentin-like. Bases 127 to 3099 code for a protein of 990 amino acids. NCBI's taxonomy places the organism in Eukaryota, Metazoa, Arthropoda, Insecta, Coleoptera, Chrysomelidae. The record is from RefSeq and is a predicted model, not a curated record. The transcript has 3 exons.
GUAGUUAUACCAUUCUUAUUACGCAUUGUUUGUUGUUAUAGAAGUCGGCGAAGUUUGUAUUGAGUGGUAUUAGAGACAAAAUGUGAUUAAUUUUUACAAUUGUUUAUUUAUUGUUGACAUAUCGAAAUGGAUUUGACUAUAAAUGCUAGAAUGGCGGAAUAUUAUGAAAAGUUUAUAGAAUUACAAGAAAAGUUAAGGAAAAGUGAAGAAGAAAGACUUAAAUUAGAAUUGAAAUUCAAUGAAAUGGUUCAUAAAUCUAGAGAGGAGGAGCAACUUUACUACAGAAGACUUAGGGCACAAUAUAAAAAAUUUUUAGAAGAAGACCGAAAGCGUCAAGAAAGAAAUGAAAAAAUUGUUAGAACAUUAGAGAGGAUAGAAACUCGUAUCGAUAUGUUAACUUCCAAAACAGAACGGUUUAAAACUUUGAGAAGACAUUAUAACAACUAUUUACAAAGAUUUUCAAGUCAAUCAGUUCCGAAGGUGGAUUCUCCGCAUUAUAAUUUGAUAACGGAAAAACUUUACGGUGAAUAUGUAAGUGAUGAAGAUAAUGAGAGAUUGAAUGACGAAAAGAUUGAUAUACUUGAUAAAUAUUUAGAAGGUAUAUCGUCAGAAAAGCGCAAAGAAUUUCUGGAAAAGAAAAAAAUGGAAAAAUCGGAAUUAGAUAAAUUGGAUGAACUAAAGCAUAGACUUAAUGAUACUUUUGAUUCAAAUAAAGCUCAACAUAUAGCUGAAGACAUAAUAAACUCUAUAUACAGCAGACAUUACAAUAAAGAUCCGAAACAAGAAGAGGAAUUAUCAAAUUUAUCGAACAGUAAAUCGAAUAUAAUGAUUUACGAUGAUGUUCCAUUAGACGAAAAAGAAGACAAUGUUAAUAAAAUAAAAUAUGUUGAAGAUAAAGGAAAAUUUGUUGAAGAUACUGAUGAAUUACAUUAUUUUCCAUCUGCUACUUCGAAUAUUGAUCAAAAAGAAAAACUAGAAGAAAAUCCAUUAAAAGAAAACCUUGUUAAUACAGUUAAUAAGGAAAAAAAAUUAUCAAUAACUAGUGAAACUGAUGAUUUUGUCGAGAUUAAAAAAGUAAAUAAUAAUUUUAAUGAAAUUAAUGAUGUCACAACAAAUUUUGACUCUAAUAAAACUGAAAGUGUCACAAACAUAACCAAAUCGUCAAUUCAAGAUAUUGUUGGUGAAGAACCUAAAGAUUCUAACAACAAGAAAAAGCAGCUUAAAGUUCAAUUUGACGAUGAAACUCUAUUAGUUGAAAAUGCAGGAGAAAAAGACAAGAAAAUGAUGAUUAGGGAAGAAAAUCAAGAUACCAAUCCGAAUGUUCAAUAUCAAUAUGAUGAGAAUGUACAAUCCAUCCAAAGUCAAGCUCCCCAUUAUGAUACCAAUCUUCAUAAUGAGGAAACUGGACAACGGAUCCAUUACAAUCAAAGCAGGCAGCACAUUGAAAACGAUGAAAGUGUUGAAUGCGACGAGAAUAAAGAAGAAAAUCACGUUGAACAAUCAGGUCAACAGAUGCAGUAUGACGAAAAUGGGCAGUACGAUGAAAAUGUACAACAGUUUCAAUGUGAUCAACUUAGACAAACGAAUCAGUACGACGAAAAUGGGAAGAUGAUUCAGUAUGAUGCAAAUGGACAGAAGGUUCAGUACGACGAAAAUGGGCAGAUGAUUCAGUAUGAUGCAAAUGGGCAGAAGGUUCAGUACGACGAAAACGGGCAGAUUGUUCAGUAUGCUACAAAUGGACAGAAGGUUCAGUACGACGAAAAUGGGCAGAUGAUUCAGUAUGAUGCAAAUGGACAAACGAAUCAGUACGACGAAAAUGGGCAGAUGAUUCAGUAUGAUGCAAAUGGACAGAAGGUUCAGUACGACGAAAAUGGGCAGAUGAUUCAGUAUGAUGCAAAUGGGCAGAAGGUUCAGUACGACGAAAAUGGGCAGAUGAUUCAGUAUGAUGCAAAUGGGCAGAAGGUUCAGUACGACGAAAAUGGGCAGAUGAUUCAGUAUGAUGCAAAUGGGCAGAAGGUUCAGUACGACGAAAAUGGGCAGAAGGUUCAGUACGACGAAAAUGGGCAGAUGAUUCAGUAUAAUGCAAAUGGACAGAAGGUUCAGUACGACGAAAACGGGCAGAUUGCUCAGUAUGAUGCAAAUGGGCAGAUUAUUCAAUAUGAUGCAAACGGGCAGAUUGGUCAGUGCGACGAAAAUGGACAAAUGAUUCAGUAUGACGAAAAUGGGCAGAUUGUUCAGUACGACGAGAAUGGACAGAUGGUUCAGUACGACGAAAACGGUCAACCAAUCUAUUUUGACCAAUCUGGACAACAAAUACAGUAUGAUGAAAAUGGUCAACUAGUUCAGUAUGACGAAAACGGACAACCGAUGUAUGAUUAUACACAGUACGGUCAACCAGUCCAACAAUUUAAUGAAAAUGGUCAACCAAUUCAACAAUACGACGAAAACGGUCAACCAGUGCAACAAUAUGACGAAAAUGGUCAACCAGUUCAACAAUACGACGAAAACGGUCAACCAGUCCAACAAUAUGACGAAAAUUGUCAACUAGUCCAACAAUAUGACGAAACAGUCAAACAAUAUGACAAAAAUAGUGAACCAAUUCAACAAUUUGAUGAAAAUGGACAGCCAGUUCAACAAUUCGAUGGAAACGAUCAACCAAAUCAAGAAUUCGAGGGAAACUGUCAAACUUGCGACCAAAAUGGAGAACCACUCCAACAAUUUGAUAGUAACAAUCAACAAUUCAACGGAAACAGUAAAAAUUUGGAAGAAAAUGGUCAACAAUUCAAAGGAAAGAGUGAAAAUUUUGAAGAAAACGGUCAACUGCUCCAACAAUUUGACAAAAAUGGUCAACCAAUUGAACAUUUCGAUGAAAAUAGUCAGAUGAUGAGAAAUUAUAACGAAACUCAUGAUGCUAAUGAAGUGUUUGAUGCUGACAAGAGCUUCGGCGACGUUGUGGUGCCAGAAGGUUCUUCCGGUGCAGUUCUAGAAAAGAAACCUGAGAAUAGGAGUAAAGUUUUGGAAAUGUUGGAGACUGAUACGGAAAGUUCACAACAAAAUAUUAGUAAAAUGUCUGAUAAUGAUUUUAGUUUUAGUCAAUAGUUGUGCACAUAGAGAAAUUUCAAUCGUUUUCAUGCAAAAUCUACUACAUUUCUUCAUAAAUAAAUAUGAAUAAAAACUU